ACGCGGCAUAUAUCAAUGAAUCGCAAAAAAAUGCCUAAAUCCUAACCUAAAAAUAAUUAAUUAAAAACAAGUUAUUUUCAUAGAUAUAUAUCUAUGGUUAUUUUUUAUGUUUUAAGUGUAUAUGUAUUUGUAAAAAAGUUUAGUGUAGUUUACUUAUGGAAAAUCAAGAAAACUCACUUUCCUCUACCAGUGAAAGUCGAGACAUAAACUACUAUUCUGUUCUGCAAUGCAAUCAAAAUUCAACCAUCGACGAAAUAAAGAGUAAUUAUCGAUCUCUGAUAAAAAAAUUCCAUCCAGAUAAACAAAGUAAAGAACAAUCUUAUUCAGAUGAUAAAUUUAUCCACAUUGAUAAGGCCUAUAAAACAUUGAGUGACGAACAAUUGCGUAAAGAAUACGAUGCUGUUUUACUUGAAAAAAGUUUUAACGAAAGUUCUUUGAUUUAUGCUGAAUUAGAAAAAACGGGACUAGACUUUGAUAGUGAAGGUGUUGCAGUUUUUCCUUGUAGAUGUGGACAAAAUAUUGAAAUUUAUAAAUCAGUUUUAGAUGAUGAAGAAAGCUUGAUAGAAUGUUCUGAAUGCACAAAUUGUGUUCUUAUUAAAUGAUAGCACAAUAAUACACUUUGUACAUUAAUAAUAGUUUGAUAUGUGCAUCUACAUAGUUGCAAAAUGUUCAAUAAUUUUUAUUUACUUGGAUUAAAAAUGAAAUAUUUACAAAUAUGGUGCCACCUUUUAUU
Messenger RNA from Psylliodes chrysocephalus, 733 nucleotides. NCBI's taxonomy places the organism in Eukaryota, Metazoa, Arthropoda, Insecta, Coleoptera, Chrysomelidae. The record is from the annotation of a GenBank genome assembly.